Alternaria viburni is the source of this 1533-nucleotide messenger RNA. RefSeq lists its product as uncharacterized. The coding region runs from base 1 to 1533 and encodes 510 amino acids. The transcript has a single exon. The record is from RefSeq and is a predicted model, not a curated record. Lineage: Eukaryota; Fungi; Ascomycota; Dothideomycetes; Pleosporales; Pleosporaceae.
AUGGCCGAACCGCAGGGCUUCCUCAAGCUUCCCCGCGAACUGCGCGACCAAAUUUACGAAGACUACUUCACACUUGAAGGGGGUUAUCAUUACAACCUCCAAACGAACAAGCUGCUUGCAGCGCAGGCCGAGAUUAUUGACCUCGGUAUUAGGCUUACAUGCCGUCAGGUGGCAGCUGAGACCCGUGGCCUUGGUCUUAACCUGAAUCCGAUCAACUUCUCAACCGUGUGCGACGAGAACCUCCGCCAACGGGCGGGCCGAUUCAACGCGAUCCAGAUAAUCAUCAGCGAACUCAAGGCAAAAUACCUACUAUGGCACGCUCCGCUAUCUGGCCUCAUCGAUAGCGCAAUAUGCGACUACGUGGGAAAACACCAUUCGGCGUUCUUGCCCACCAUUCAGACAAUGCAGUGUUUUGGACGCACUGGAAUCGGUCGCAACGUCGAUGAAUGGAAGGAGAUCCCGUCACAAACCCGACAAUUCAUCGCGUCCACAUUGGAAGCCAUUGCCGCAAAACCCGAUUUCGAAGACGCCGUCAGUCGGGAGCCACAUUGGAAGGGGACCGCCUACACGGCAAGUCCCGAUCCGGUGCCUGUGGUAAGACACAGUCAUUCACCAUGGAUGUUCCCAAGUGAGGACGACAUUUCCGAUAUGCUCGAGCUCAUAGAACCUGUAUCCGUCGAGGCCAGCUAUCCCAAACCGUGGCUAUAUUGGGAUCAAGAACAAUAUAGGUUCUCGGCAGCGACUGCAGCCAUCCGCUUCCUAGAAUCUAUGCCGGUUGAAACGCGACUGGCAUUGCGCAAUCUAGUGCUACACGAAGAUCUUGAGUCUGUCGCAUGGCCUGAGUGCCAUGGUCAGGGCUUGAUACCAUUCUGCCAAGGGAAUUCUGACUUGCAUAUAGAACGUCGAAUCAGCCUUUGGAGAACCAUCCUACCUGCCGCAUCAAUGUCGCUGUGCGAAUUGCAGUCGCAAACACUCGAAGAUAUGCAACAAUGGAAACUCGACCGCUUGACGGCGAACAUGAUCAGUCGGGGACACUGGGGCGACAACGGGGUUGCUGCCUGGAUAAUGGAAGCGCUGGCACUUGCGUCUCUAGGCAUGCCGGCAGGUGCCUUCAACCUAGUCAUAGACGGGAUGCCGACGCCUGAGACCUCGGCGCAAGUCUUCAAUGUCCUACAACGAGACGCCGCAUGGCAAUCCGCGUAUCAGCAGUGCGUCAAAACUCCUGAUUCACAGUCAUGCCAACUUAACUGGAUAAUGGUUCGAGAGAAUGCUGCAUUCAUCAUGAGGGGCUUUCCAGAGGCUUUGCAAGAGAUAUGUUCCGGGAAGUCCCUGGUUAGAUGCAACUUCGACACUGGCUACGCACACGAUGUGGACCAAAUUGUUGCACAAGGACGUACGUGGACAUUGAUAGAAUGGCGGAAAAAUUGGCAUUCUACCGCACAACUUCAAGCCGACAUUCAUACUGUGGCGCCAUUGCCAAGCUGGCUUGAGAUUCGGCAAGAGAAACUCCUGGGACGCACAGGCAGCGAUUGA